AUGUCGGAGGCCGCUUCUCAAAUCCCAGAAAAGUUCUUUGGGAGGUACGAAAUUGAUAGAAGCGAGAAUUUUGACGAGUUCCUGGCUGCCAAAGGUAACAAAAUCUCGAGAAAUGAGAAAAUUUGUAUGUAUAGGAGUGAGCUGGUUCGUCAGACAAAUGAUCAAGCUGGCCAAGAUUACCAAAGUGAUCGGCAAAAACACCAGUCCUGGAAAGUACGCUCUUCUAGAAGUUUUUGAAAUAUUUGCUAGCCUUUCAGGUACGACAUGGAAAACCUGACCUCGAAGAAGAACACUUUGUACCACGGAUGGGAGCUCGGAAAAACCUUCGAAGCAGAGGGACUUGAUGGUGUUCCACACAAGGUAUUCUAAACCCACUGAAUUUGCUCUGAAUUUACUUUUUUUAGAUCACAUUCUCGUUCAAGGACGGAGUUCUCUCGGAGCAUCACAUCCGUCUCAACGACCCAGAGCACAGUGCCGAGACCUACUUCUACACUAUUGAGGACGACCAACUUGUGAUGGUUAGUACUUAGUACUUUUCUCCCUGUUUUUCCCGUUUGAUUUAUUGUUCCUUUCAGAAAAUGGUCAACAAUGGAAUCACGUGCCGCCGUUGGUUCAAGCGAUCCAAGAAAUAA
Caenorhabditis sp. 36 PRJEB53466 is the source of this 632-nucleotide messenger RNA. Lineage: Eukaryota; Metazoa; Nematoda; Chromadorea; Rhabditida; Rhabditidae. The record is from the annotation of a GenBank genome assembly.